Danaus chrysippus (African queen) is the source of this 780-nucleotide messenger RNA. The record is from the annotation of a GenBank genome assembly. NCBI's taxonomy places the organism in Eukaryota, Metazoa, Arthropoda, Insecta, Lepidoptera, Nymphalidae.
UUGUCGUACGAUAAAAUUGUAAGUAUUACUACCGAUAAUGGCAGUAACAUCGCUAAAGCCGUUGAGAUUACUUUUGGUCGAGCUAAGCAUGUUCGGUGCUUAGCUCAUACCCUUAAUCUAGUUGUAGACAAUUCAGUAAAUAUACCAGAAAUUAAAAUUUUCUUGGAUAAGGUCCGAAAAAUUGUAGCUUGGUUCCACCAGAGUGGUGUUGGUGCUGAGGAAUUGAGACAAUUGCAAACCGUUCAAAAUGUUUCCGAGGGAAAAUUAAAACAUCUCGUUGGGGACGUUUCAACAAGGUGGAACUCGCAACUAUACAUGAUUGAACGUUUAAUUUUAUUGAGCAGCAAUAUAGGAUCUGUUUUGAUAAAUCACCCAAACGCGCCCUCAAUGCUUCAAGCACAUGAAAUUGUGGUGCUCAAAGAAAUUCAAAAAAUUUUAAAGCCUUUUCAUAGCGUCACUGAACAAAUGAGUGCGGAAAAAUACGUUACUCCCAGCAAAGCUAUACCGAUUAGCAAAUGUUUGAGAGCUGCGUUAGAUACUGUUACACCAACAAGUCAUUUGGCAAAACAACUGAAACAGUCCUUACAAUCAGAAUUCAAUAAAAGAUUUGAAAACAUCCAAAAAGUGCACCUUUUUUCAGUUGCAACGUUUUUGGAUCCUAGAUUCAAAAAAAAUCAUUUAGAUGAUGACCCUUCAUCCUUAUCGAAAACAAUACAUUAUAUCAAGACAUAUUUAAACUGUCCUACUAGAAAUGACGAUAAUUCGGGAGCAGCUAGAUAA